Molecule: messenger RNA, 609 nt
Organism: Phanerochaete carnosa HHB-10118-sp
Lineage: Eukaryota; Fungi; Basidiomycota; Agaricomycetes; Polyporales; Phanerochaetaceae
Exons: 7
Coding region: 46-495 (149 amino acids)
Biological process (GO): spindle pole body organization
Cellular component (GO): central plaque of spindle pole body
Molecular function (GO): enzyme regulator activity; calcium ion binding
Source: RefSeq, a predicted model, not a curated record
UUUCCCUCAAACGCUACCUUUCUUCUUUCUUUCCUACAUACACAAAUGGCCAAUAAGCUGUCUGAUGAACAGAAAUCUGACUUCCGGGAAGCCUUUUCCCUCUUUGACAAAGACAGCGAUGGCACCAUCACUACCAAGGAGCUUGGAACGGUCAUGCGCUCGCUAGGCCAGAACCCGAUCGAGGCGGAGCUGCAGGACAUGCUCAACGAGGUCGAUGAGGACGGCAACGGCACAAUCGAUUUCAACGAGUUCCUGACAAUGAUAGAGCGCAAUAUGCGCGACAUAGACUCGGAGGAGGUGACCAAGGAAGCUUUCAAGGUCUUCGAUAGUGACGGGGACGACUACAUCUCCCCUGAAGAACUUCGGCGUGUCAUGACCAGCCUUGGCGAGAAGCUAUCUGAUAUGGAGGUCGCUGAGAUGAUCCGUGAGGCAGAUGCCGACCGCGAUGGCAAGAUCAGCUAUCAGGAAUUUAAGGACGCGAUGUAUUUGAAGUAAACAUCGAAACACUUGCCUUUCUUUCAAGUCUAUCACUCUCUGGCUUCAUGUGUUUCGCAUUGUUGCGUUAAUUGGAUGGUCCGCAAAAGUCGUGUAGCAUAGCUUGUAUUUUUU